Molecule: messenger RNA, 2760 nt
Organism: Paramecium primaurelia
Lineage: Eukaryota; Ciliophora; Oligohymenophorea; Peniculida; Parameciidae
Source: the annotation of a GenBank genome assembly
AUGAGUUAAUUAGUAGACUAUGAAUGGAAAAAACAAUGUGAAGGGAUCAUUUGGGAUUACAUUUACAAUCCACCAAGAAAAAUAAGAACAAAAUACUUAAUAUCUCAGACAAAUGAAAAGGAAAUUAUGUACACUUUAGAUGGAUGUAGUUUGAAAAUGUAACAAUUCAUUUUUCUAAUCUUAGAGAUAGAAUUAUUGGCCCAUCAAAAGAGCUUGAUUUGAUGAACAAUUUAGAAUAAAUAAAACAUUUGUAAUGGAUAGGAUAAUAUGGAUAAAAUAACGUAAAAAUUGGUAAAUGGAUAAUAAGAUGGAAUGGUGAAACGUUAAAAGAUGUUGGAGGAUAAUACUCUAAUGAUGGAAAAAAAUAAGGAAGGUGGAAAGAGUUAUUUUCAAAUUAUUGGAAGUAAAAUUUUUUGUAUUAUUUAAUUAGUAAAGCUUAAGUUUAUGAAGAGGGAGAUUAUGUUGACGAUUAAAGGUAAGGAACUUGGAAGUAUGUUUAAGAAGAUAGAUAGAUGUAUUUGAUAUAUGAUAAUUAUUUUAGUGGAGGAGGAUAAUAUAAUUAGCUUGGAGAAAAGGAUGGAAAAUGGAUUCAGUCGAGCUCAGGAUAUUGGGAUUUCUCCUAAGUCAUUGAUUGUGGCUUUUAUAAAAAUGGAAAAAAAAUUGGCAAAUGGGAUAUCUUGUAUAGGAAGAAAGGGAAGGAAUAGUUUUAAUAUCGGUAAAAUGUAUAAAUAACAUUAUAUAGAGGUGGGGGAUAAUAUGAUGAACAAGGCUCUAAGAAAAUUGGAAAAUGGAUUGAAUUAAGUGAUGGAUUUUAUGAUUUAUCUUAAAUCAGUUAUAAGGGUGAAUAUUAUAAUGGUAAAAAAGUAGGGAAAUGGCAAAUUUUUUUUGGGGAAAAUCAAAUGUAACAUUAUUUAUUAAUUAUUUUUUCUCAAGUGGUGGUGGAUCAUAUGCAGAAGUCGAUUAAAUUAAGAUUGGAAAAUGGAUUGAAUAGAGCGAUGGUUUUUAUAUUGAUUCUUAAAUAAUUUAUGAUGGUGAAUACAAAAAUGGUAUGAAAAUUGGUAUGUGGAAUAUCUCUUUAAAGGAUAAGAAAUCAGGAUAAACUUAAUAAAUGUAAAUAUUUUUUUUAAUUCUUUCUAUGUAGUGGAGGUGGAUAGUAUGAUUAAAAUGGAUCAAUAAAAAUUGGAAAAUGGAUUGAGUAAAGUGAUGGAUUUUAUGAUCUGUCUCAAGUCAUUUAAAAAGGUGAAUAUAAAAACGGUAAAAAAGUUGGCAGAUGGGAUAUUUUAUUCAGAGAGGACUUUUCGGAAGAAUUCCUAUUGAUGUAUCAAAUUUAAACAAACCUUAUAGUGGAGGCGGAUGGUAUGAUGAAGCAGGUUCCUUUAAAUCUGGCAGAUGGAUUGAAUUAAGUGAUGGAUUUAAGAUUUGGUCUUAAGUAACUUUUGAUGGUGAAUAUAAAAAUGGUAAAAAGGUGGGCAAAUGGGGUACUUUUUAUAGGGAUGUGAGUUCAAAAUAAAAUGAAUUAAUGUAAAAUUUAUAUAAACUAAAACCUUAGUGGUGGAGGAUCAUAUGACGAAGUAAGCUCGCUUAAAGUUGGAAAUUGGAUUGAAUUAAGCGAUGGAUUUGCAUGGAAUUCUUAAUACACUUAUAAAGGUGCUUAUAAAAAUGGGAAAAAAAUAGGCAAAUGGGAUAUUCAUUUCGAUUUUGGAGGAAAUCAUUAAAUGUAAAAUGAUGUUUUUUAAAUUUAACAAAAUAUAUAGAGCGGGUGGAUUGUAUGACGAAGUUGGCAAUGGAGUUAAGAUUGGAAAAUGGAUAGAGUUAAGUGAUGAGUUUAGGGAUGAUUCAAUAAUUACUUAUAAGGGGAACUAUAAAAAUGGUACCAAAGCAGGUAAAUGGGAGAUUUUCUUUUUGGAAAAUUAAAUGUAAGUCAUAUUCUUAUAUAUUUUACAAUUUAGUGGUGGUGGAUAAUAUGGUGAAGAAGGAAAUGGUAUUAAGAUUGGAAAAUGGAUUGAAUAAAGUAAUAGAUUUGUUAGUUGGUCAUAAAUUACGUAUAGUGGUGAAUACAAAAACGGGAAAAAAAUAGGAAGAUGGGAUAUUUUUACUAAAGAUAGGAAUACAAAAAAGAAUGAAUUGAUGUAAAUAAAAUGAAAUUUUUAGUGGUGGUGGAUCAUAUGAUUAAAAUAAUUAAAUAAAGAUUGGAAAGUGGAUUGAAUUGAGUGAUGGGUUUUAAUGCGAUUCUUAAGUGAUUCAUAAGGGUGAAUAUAAAUAAGGUGAAAAAAUAGAUAGAUGGGAUAUAUUAUUUAGAGGGGAAUAUCAGUCAGAAUUUAGAUAGAUGUAAAUUUUGAAUAUAUUUAAUUUAUAGUGGAGGUGGAACUUAUAAUAAUGGAAUUAAGGUUGGGAGAUGGAUUGAGUUAAGUGAUGAGUUUUACGAGUAUGCUUAAAUCACAUAUAAUGGUGAAUAUAAAAAUAAUAAAAAAAUACUUAGAUGGGAUAUUUGUUUCAGAGAAAAGGAAAAUGAUAAAUUUGAAUAAAUGUAAAUUUUAAAAGGGCUAUUUUAGUGGUGGUGGAUCGUAUGAUGAUUCAGUGGAUGAAUGCUCAGUUAAAAUUGGUAGUUGGAUUGAAUUGAGUGAUAAUUUUGGAGACGGGUCAGGAUAAUCAAAAAUCACUUUGAAUGGUUAAUAUAAAAAUGGCUCAAAAGUUGGUAAAUGGAUUUAAAUGGAUUUAUAUUGGAAUUAGAAUUGUGGUGAAAUUGAAUAUGAUAUUUGA